AUGCCGCCGCCUCAGCCGCUGCUCGGCGGCGCCGCGCCCGCUCCGGCGCGAGCGGCCCCAUCCUUGCUCCACCUCCUUCUCGACACGCGCCACCGCGUCGCCACCGCACGUGCCGCUGCCGUCUCCUCCGUGCCCGCAUCUCACUCCUCGCACGCGAACGACGCCCUCCUCCUCCGCCGUGCCGCCGACGUGGCCGACCGCUCCGCGGGACUCACCUCCCCGCACCCCAACUUCGGGUGCGUCAUCGCGCGGCCCCAGCUCAAUAUCGACAGCGCCGAUUCCUGGGUGGUCGGCGAGGGGUUUCUCUACGCGCAGGGGACGCCCUGCGCCGAGCUCCUCGCCGCACAGGUGGCCGGUGAGCACGCGCGUGGCGGCACGGCAUACCUCAACCUCGAGCCUGGGGACUGUUUUGGGGACAACACAGCCGUCGGAUCCCUCGUCCAGGCAGGAAUUACAAGAGUUGUGGUGGGUCUUAGACAUCCCUUGAAGCACUUGAGAGGGAAGGCAAUUCAGGCGUUACGAAGCGAAGGCAUUCAAGUUGAUGUUGUGGGGGAGGAUCUGCAGAGUAAACUGUUUGAGGAAGCUCUGAAGUCAUGCCUCACUGUAAAUGCUCCAUUGCUUUACAGAGCUGCUUUUCAUGUCCCUUUCUCCGUCCUGAAGUAUGCUAUGACUGCAGAUGGAAAAAUAGCAGCAAGUAGUGGACAUGCUUCUUGGGUAAGUGGCAAAGCAUCGAGAGGGCGUGUAUUUGAAUUGCGUGGCAGAAGUGACGCUGUUAUUGUUGGUGGAAAUACAGUGCGUUUUGACGAUCCUCGAUUAACUGCAAGGCAUGUUAAGGGGCAUGUCCCAGUGCGUAUAGUGAUGUCACAGUCUCUUAACCUUCCAGAGGAAGCAAAUUUAUGGAAUGUUAACGAUGCCUAUACAAUUGUUGCAACUCAGAGAGGUGCUCGGCGAGAUUUUCAAAAGAAGCUUGCUAUGAAGGGUGUUGAAGUAGUAGAGUUUGACAUGCUGAAUCCAAGAAAUGUUAUGUCAUAUUGUUAUGAUCGUGGUUAUCUUGCUGUAUUAUGGGAAUGUGGUGGGACACUAGCUGCUUCUGCUAUAUCUGCGAGUGUUAUCCAUAAGGUCUGUGCAUUCUGGGCUCCGAAAAUAAUUGGGGGAUCAAAUGCACCAACACCAGUUGGUGAACUAGGGAUGAAUCAAAUGACUCAGGCGAUAAAUUUAAUUGAUGUCUCGUACGAGCAGAUUGACAGGGACAUGCUCAUGAGUGGAUUCAUCGAACCCAUUCCUGAUCUUUCACCUAUUAUACCAUCCGUGGAAGAAAUACCUUCCGUUGAUCCAGAAGUAUCUCCAUAUGAAGCAAAUAUUAUUUCCUUUUACAAGACAUGGGAUAUUUUUGGGGCUUUCUCAAACUUUUCUCCUCAUCCAAUUCACAUGCCUGAUGAAAAUGGAGAUUAUUUCACAUGGCCAACAGUGGAACACUAUUACCAGGCUCAUAAGUUUGUUGGUGUUGACAAUCCUCAAGCAAGAGACAUUGUUCAAGAAAUAAAGCUAGCAAAGAGUCCUGAAGAGGCUGCUAGAAUAGGAAGGACCCGACAAAAAGGGUUCCCUGAACUGGUAAGAACAGAUUGGGAGACUACAAAAAUAGAUGUGAUGUAUAGAGCUAUCAAAUGCAAGUUUUCAACUUAUCCCCAUCUGACUAAUAUGUUGCUGUCAACUGCUGGCUCUGUUCUCGUCGAGGCAUCGCCUCACGAUUUAUUUUGGGGCGGUGGUCGGGAGGGAGAAGGCCUGAAUUACUUGGGUAGAUUGUUGAUGCAGUUGAGAUCAGAGAUUCUGGGGACAAUUCUAGCAAGCGCUGAAGUAAGGGUGAUUGGUCUGCAGGCGAGCAAAUCUAUUUAG
Molecule: messenger RNA, 1893 nt
Organism: Miscanthus lutarioriparius
Lineage: Eukaryota; Viridiplantae; Streptophyta; Magnoliopsida; Poales; Poaceae
Source: the annotation of a GenBank genome assembly